AUGCAGCCCCAAAAAGCCACCGUCCGCCCAAUCCAGCGGUUCGCUUCCGCAGUGUCCAAGUGCUCCGUCGAGUCGGCGGCUUACGGAAAAUGUAUCCUAGCAGAUUACAACUCCGUGCACAAAGACCUGUGCGCUAAGGAGUUUAUGCGGUUGAAGGAUUGUUACUUGUUGGCUGCUAAGAAGGUUUAG
Sordaria macrospora k-hell is the source of this 189-nucleotide messenger RNA. RefSeq lists its product as uncharacterized. Gene Ontology annotation, cellular component: mitochondrion. The record is from RefSeq and is a predicted model, not a curated record. Lineage: Eukaryota; Fungi; Ascomycota; Sordariomycetes; Sordariales; Sordariaceae. Gene Ontology annotation, biological process: mitochondrial respiratory chain complex I assembly.